UAUCGCGGGGGACGCGGUGCUGGUGCAGGGGACUACUGCAUAGCUUCGGCCAUGGCUUCCAGCGCUGCAUCAACAUCUUCGGUGUCGGAAGAGGAGCUCACUCUGACAGUGAAGUGGAGCGGUAAGGAGUACACCGUCCGAGUCUGCGGCGACGAUACUGUCGGUGAAUUGAAGCGCCGAAUCUGUGAGCUCACGAAUGUGUUCCCCAAUCGCCAGAAGCUUCUGUACCCUAAAGUCGGUUCCAAACUUGCCGACGAUUCUCUCUUGCUCUCGCAGCUUCCCCUUAAGUCUUCGCUUAAGAUGACCAUGAUCGGUACUACUGAAGAAGAUAUAAUUGUUGAUCCAGUGGAAUCGCCUGAGAUUGUCGACGAUUUUGAGCUUGGUCAAGAAGAAGCUGUAGAUAUCAAAGACAUGGAAGUGAACAAGCAAAAAUUGAAGAGACGUGUAAACCAAUACAAGUUUGAGCUCCGAAAUCCAUGUCGAAAAGGGAAGAAACUCCUUGUUCUGGAUAUUGAUUAUACCCUAUUCGAUCAUCGGUCAACAGCAGAGAACCCUCUUGAACUUAUGAGACCUCAUCUUCAUGAGUUUCUUACAUCAGUUUAUUCAGAAUAUGACAUUAUGAUAUGGUCUGCAACCAGCAUGAAGUGGAUUAACCUGAAAAUGGGACAACUUGGGGUUCUGGACAAUCCUAAUUAUAAAAUCACUGCACUUCUUGACCACUUGGCAAUGAUCACUGUCCAAUCAACUUCUCGUGGGGUCUUUGAUUGCAAACCUCUUGGUUUGAUCUGGGCUCAUUUCCCUGAGUUCUACAAUGCUACAAAUACCAUCAUGCUUGACGAUCUUCGAAGAAAUUUUGUGAUGAACCCACAAAAUGGUUUGACAAUCAGGCCAUUCAGGAAGGCUCAUGCUAAUAGAGAUAGUGAUCAGGAGCUUUUGAAGCUUACCCAAUACUUGAUGGCCAUUGCAGAACUUGAUGACUUGAGCCAUCUUGAUCAUAAUAAUUGGGAAUUUUUCAGCGAAGACAGCACUAAAAGACGUAGGCACACAUGAGGCAGUGCGCAAUUUGUUUUUAUUUUAUUUUUUUGGGAACGAAUAUAGGUUGAUCCGGCAUGACCAACCACAGUUCUGUAGGAGAAUCUCUUCAGCAAGAGGAAUUUAAUUUUUCUAUUGCAAGUAACUACAAAGAAAAAGGACAAAUGAGUGAAAGGAAAGGAGCUCUUGUGGCUUUCAGUUGACUUACUCUGCUAAUAGAACUUCAUUAUAGAAGUUUCUGGAACAAAAUUUGGUACUUUAUCUGAUUCUAUUUACAAGA
This is a messenger RNA of Prosopis cineraria, 1312 nucleotides long. RefSeq names its product ubiquitin-like domain-containing CTD phosphatase. The transcript is spliced from 6 exons. The record is from RefSeq and is a predicted model, not a curated record. Gene Ontology annotation, molecular function: phosphoprotein phosphatase activity; protein binding. Gene Ontology annotation, cellular component: nucleus. NCBI's taxonomy places the organism in Eukaryota, Viridiplantae, Streptophyta, Magnoliopsida, Fabales, Fabaceae. Bases 52 to 1050 code for a protein of 332 amino acids.